CCAAGAGCACAUUGGGCCGCAUCUCGACCGAGUACAGCGAGGGGAACGGAACCACGACGACGAGCGGAUACCCUUCAAGGAUGUGGGCGAUGCGCACGCACUAAACGUGUCUGUGGCGGAGCGGUGCAUCCACUGGACUGCCCAGCAACAUCUACUGGUCCGAUGCGGAGCCUCGUCUCAUCGAGGUCGCCCUCGUAUAUGUCAGCAGUCGUGCUCUUGUGGAAGGGGGUGGAGAAGCCUCGUUCCCUGGUCCUCGAGACGCGUCGCGGGUACAUGUACUUGAACAGAAUCGCCUCGGACUCCAUAAGCCGCGCCACGAUGGACGGAUCCGAGGAGACGAGACGCCUCUACUGGAUGGCAACAAGUGUCAGAUACUGGUUGGCCGCUAGGACUACGUGUACUGGAGCGACUGGAGCACCGGGGACAUUGAUCAAGUCGGGCCAGAGCCGCAGCUCCGCCAAGGACGUGCCCUGCAUCCCCCCCAGCUACGCCAGACUCCCCCAAUUUGCCGCUGCCGGUGUCCGGCAAGAAUAUCCAUGCCCAGCUUCUUGGGCGAACUCGCAGAAGCCGAUUCGGACGAUUCGUUCGGCGCAUGGCCCUGCCUCUGAUAUUCUUGCGCUCCGGCAAGAGACGGAUUUAUCGAGCUCUAAUGGCUCCAUCGAAGAACGCCGUCACGCCGUCAAGCACUCCCUUUUAAAGAUUUUAAAAAUACAAUAGAGAAUCUGCUCAACG
Molecule: messenger RNA, 732 nt
Organism: Drosophila miranda
Lineage: Eukaryota; Metazoa; Arthropoda; Insecta; Diptera; Drosophilidae
Exons: 2
Coding region: 163-717 (184 amino acids)
Source: RefSeq, a predicted model, not a curated record